AUGCCUCCUAGCACAAAACCAUCUAUGAAUAAUGCCUCUCAGAGGCCUAAACAGGAAAACAUUAACCCAAGGGGUGAGAAACGCACUGCUGAUGGGACCAUCAAAGAACAAGUUGAACAAGUACAGCCUAUAGAUCAAGCCCCCGAUAGGGACGUCCCAACGCAGCUGACCCCAAAUUUCCUUGAAGCUCAUAACCCUGAUGGGCAAGAGAGGGAGUUGAGCGAGUUUUCAGGGGGUUAUGAGACUGAAGGCGAGUUUGGUGCAGAUGAGAUGGAAGAAGACGAUGACGAUGACGGUGAUGGUGACGACAGCGACGGUGAUGAAGAUGAAAAAAAACACGGAAAGAAGGAUGGGGAUGGUAAAGGUAGCCAACGAAAGCCAGAUCGAGACUUUGAUCCAGAUCACGGCAACGGAUACAAUGGAGACGGUGGUAAUGACGGUUACGAGGGUGACACUGAUAACAGUGGAGCCAAUACCGAUUUCUUCGGUGACUGUGAAUCCAAUGGAGAUCCGGUCUUUGAGCCAGAUAGUGAAGGAGAAACUCGCAGCCUUGACAGCAUCGACCCCAGAACAUCCGGUGAUAUCGUUUUUGACACAGUUGAAAGUCACAUGCAGACUCGUGUUUGGACACCAGAUGAGGAUUCGCAAACGCUGAUUGAAAAUGAGACUGGAGGCCAUGGUCUCUUCCAAGAAGAUGCUUUCCAAUACCCCGAGGAAGGUAGUAGUAGCUCUGAAAGAAUAUACUACUACAAUCCAAAUGACUUCUAUUAUGAGGAGUCUCCUGAGCAGACCAGCGAGGAAAGCGAUGAGGAAACGAAUGACAACGAGGAUGAAGAUGAAGAGGCUGAAGACGAACGUGAAGAAGCAGCAGCCACUCCUGCUGAUGAUACCCUACCCGGUCACCAUGAGGCGGAAUACGAAUAUGAUACCACGCACCCAUACCCCAUUGCCACUGAAGACAUGAAUACAUGGUACACCGAUCCAGUUCUUGCUGAUAUUGAUGGUCAUCGCCCUUCAACCCAGCCCAUCUCUGGACAGAAUGGCUUCCUUUCUCGCCAGAUGGCAACAACCCAUAUUCAACCAUUUGCUCGCAAUAAAGAAGGAAUCUGGGAAGACACAUCUGAAGAUGAAGAAGACAAUAUCACCACCCUUAGUGUCAUGGAACUGUCCGAUAUACCUAGCUCCAGCCCAGUUCCAGAAGAAGAAAACAAAGAGAACAAAUACCCUCAGGAUGAUAAUCUCAACAUGGAAAGUGAGGUUGAGACCGGUGUCUUAGAAGAGGCCCUUCUUGAGCCGGCUUCCAGCAAUUCCCAGCCGUGGAUGAGCCGUUAUAGCCCAGCAGAGGACCGAGAAUACCGGCCAAUAUCCUUUGGCGCUGCCCUCCGCCCUGUUCCAUCUUUGGUUGGAAGAGUCCCAGUACUCAACGUUAACCCAAACAGCCCAAGAACUCGAGUCCAUGAAUGGUACAGCAGAGUUGGUACAUCCAUCCAGGACGUUCCAGAGGAAAGAGUCCCUACUGCUGGAGUCGUGAGACGCGCUCACUCACCACCCCCUUCAAUCUAA
Microsporum canis CBS 113480 is the source of this 1563-nucleotide messenger RNA. RefSeq lists its product as uncharacterized. Lineage: Eukaryota; Fungi; Ascomycota; Eurotiomycetes; Onygenales; Arthrodermataceae. The record is from RefSeq and is a predicted model, not a curated record. The transcript is spliced from 3 exons. Bases 1 to 1563 code for a protein of 520 amino acids.